Molecule: messenger RNA, 1936 nt
Organism: Chara braunii
Lineage: Eukaryota; Viridiplantae; Streptophyta; Charophyceae; Charales; Characeae
Source: the annotation of a GenBank genome assembly
GCACGAAAACACUGAUGUCGCGCGAACUAUAAUGAGAGAUGUGGCUGUGACGUGCCAAAGGACGGACUCACUCGAGGACCGGAACACAAUGUCUCAGUUGCGCAACAUUCACCGGCUCAGGCAUGCAGCACAUGUGAGGGCUUCAUUAACGGACGAAAAGAGGCAAUGUGUUAGACAUGCGGUCAAUCGUUCAGCAGCGAAUGGAGGAGGAGGAGGAGGAGGAGAGAUUAUAAGGAGGAGAGGAGGAGGAGGAGGAGGAGGAGGAGGAGGAGGAGGAGCAAGAGGAGGUGGAGGAGGUCCCGACAGUGGAGGAGGAGGUUCAGAGAAUGGAGGAGGAAAAGGAAGAGGAGGGGGAGGAAGAGGAGGAGGAGGAGGAGGAGGAAGAGGAGGAGGUCCCGACGAUGGAGGAGGAGGAGGAGGAGAGGAGGAGAAGGUCCCGACGAUGGAGGAGGAGGAGGAGGAGGAGGAGGAAGAGGAGGAGGAGGAGGAGGAGGAUGACGAAGGGAAGGAAAUUCACCUGGCGCCGGCAGGCGAUGGCGCGUGGGUUGCGAGCGUUAGGCGUCGGAGCUCGGCAAACUGCAACGCUGAACUCGGCCGACUGGGUAGGGCGAAGUCCGGCGCGAGUCGGAGUUUGGACGAGCAUGUGGAACACCUACGCACCGUUUUGGAGCGGCUACGACAAGCCAAGUACAAAGCCAACCGCGACAAAUGCGAAUUUGCGCGGCAGGAGCUGGAGUACUUGGGACAUUAUGUGACGCCGCAAGGCAUCCGUCCGCUUGCGGACAAGGAGUCCGGCACGAAGAUGAAACCAAGUUCCGCUCGGCAUCCACAGACGGACGGGCAAACGGAGCGGGCACAUCAAACCACUCACAUGAUGCUUAGUACACUCAUCCGUCCGGACCAGAAAGAUUGGGUUGACCGCCUCCCCGACAUCGAGUUCACCUACAACACUUCGGUGCACCCGGCGAUCGGCGCGACUCCAUUCGAGUUGCACCACGGUGGACGGAAAGGCCGUAUCUUCGCCGACCUUCUCCUCCCACGACCAGCCGACAUCGACGCCGCUUGCUCUSCCGCUUCCAUCCGGAAGUACAGGGAAUUGCUGGCUCAAGCCCGCGCGAAUAUGCAAAAGGCUCAAGUCUGCAUGCAGCAGCAAGCCAACAGGCGUCGCGUGCCAUGUCCCAUCCGCGCCGGUGAUCUGGUUUGGGUCUCCKCGGAAGAGUUUGCAUUGGAACAGGAUGUUUCACGCAAACUGCUUCCCAAGUGGUUUGGACCAUGGCCCGUAACAUCAGCCGCGGGCGAUGAGCCCGAUGGCCCUUCAUUUGUGAUCAACAUCCCCCCGCAUCUGAUGGUCCAUCCAGUCUUUCAUGCCUCGAAGCUGGCAACAUAUACACCAGCUAAGAGCGACGACUUCCCUGGCCGACGAUCGCAGGACCCUCCAUCUAUGGAUGGUCAUCAGGAAGUUGACCGCGUCAUCACGGAUCGCAAGUACGGCAGUAAGCCUCGACAGUACAAAGUUACAUUCAAAGCAUGCGAUCCCGACGACACUCGGUGGAUUUCAGGAACAGAUUUGAAAGCAUCCGCACCGCUGAUCUACGCUCACUACGAUAGCUCAGGGACCUUCACGACCUGCCCCUCCCACCCGGACUGUGGUCCCUCCCUCAGACAGACAGCUUCGCCCUCGCAGGCUAUUUCUGGCCUGUUCCCACGACAGCCUCAAGCAGGAGCUGCAGCGGCGGCCCCUGACUCCCUUUCACAUUGGCAAGAGCAGCCUCCUGGACUGCCUCGCCCUGCAGUCAGGAGGCAGGCCGAGAAGUACAUAGGGAGUUCCCAUGCACUUCACAGGGAGGUGUUGGACAGAAGGCAGGAGUAGUCUUCAGGAUUCGGCCGCAGCACUCAGGAGGAGCGCUGCAGGAGUAGCUUAGCGCCAGCAGUAGUC